Molecule: messenger RNA, 690 nt
Organism: Aspergillus viridinutans
Lineage: Eukaryota; Fungi; Ascomycota; Eurotiomycetes; Eurotiales; Aspergillaceae
Product: GNAT family N-acetyltransferase
Exons: 3
Coding region: 1-690 (229 amino acids)
Molecular function (GO): acyltransferase activity, transferring groups other than amino-acyl groups
Source: RefSeq, a predicted model, not a curated record
AUGGCAAUCGAUAUACUCCCACUCACAAAAGCCGAUAUCCCCGACGCCGUAGUCUGCAUCCAAAAGGCGUUCGCCGACGACCCCUACUUCCGCUGGGUCUUUGACGACCCAUCCAAACCCGCCUCCCUAACAGCCCACUUCCUCCACGGCCUCAACUGCAGCGCCCCCAUCUACAUCGCCAAAUACCGCCCCACCCCAACAGACAAGCACCCGCCCCCGUCCUCCCCCGUCGUCGGCGUCUGCUGGUGGUUUCCCCCACAGCAGAAGGAAACCUGGACCACCUGGACGCAAGACUGGAUCCUGUCCUUCCGGCAGCUCCUCAACAACAUCCGCUUCUGCGGCCGCGGCGGGCUGAAUGUCCGCCGCUACUGGAUCUGGAAGGCGCUGCAGGCGCGCACGCACGCGGAGCUCUGGACGCACCCGGCGGGAUACUACUUCUGUAAUGUGAUUGCGGUGAGCGCGGAGAUGAGGGGGAUGGGGGUUGGAAGGAGGCUGGUGGAGGCUGUGACGGGGCGGGCGGAUGCGGAGGGCGUGCCGUGUUACCUGGAGAGCUCCAAGGGGGAGCCGAAUCUGGGGAUCUAUGAGAAGUUGGGGUUUAGGGUGGUCAAGGAGAUUGAGUGUGUGGAUGGGUGGAAGGCUUGCAAGUUGUAUUGCAUGGUGCGGGAUCCGAAGGUCCAGAUCAAGGCGUGA